Messenger RNA from Aspergillus bombycis, 576 nucleotides. RefSeq names its product signal peptidase complex catalytic subunit SEC11 (gene sec11). The record is from RefSeq and is a predicted model, not a curated record. The transcript is spliced from 2 exons. NCBI's taxonomy places the organism in Eukaryota, Fungi, Ascomycota, Eurotiomycetes, Eurotiales, Aspergillaceae. Gene Ontology annotation, cellular component: membrane; signal peptidase complex. The coding region runs from base 1 to 576 and encodes 191 amino acids. Gene Ontology annotation, molecular function: serine-type endopeptidase activity.
AUGUUGUCAUUUCUCUCGUCGAAUCUAUCCAACGCCCGGCAGUCACUUGCCCAGGCACUUAACUUCGCGCUGGUGCUCUCUACUGCAUUCAUGAUGUGGAAAGGCCUCUCCGUGUUCACCGCAUCCUCCAGCCCUGUUGUAGUUGUUUUAUCCGGUAGCAUGGAACCGGCAUUCCAAAGAGGAGAUCUACUUUUCUUAUGGAAUCGAAGCCCGCGAGCUGAGCUAGGCGAGAUCGUCGUCUACAAUGUCCGGGGCAAGGACAUCCCCAUUGUGCAUCGCGUCGUGAGAACAUUCCCAGAAAUCGAAGGAAAGACGAAAAAAGUGAAGGAGAUUUCCGAGUCUUCACCGAUCCCCAAUAAUAUGCUUCUUACUAAGGGCGACAACAACAUUGCCGAUGAUGUUGAGCUGUACGCGCGAGGCCAGGACUAUCUCAAUCGCGAGGAAGAUAUUGUUGGCAGUGUACGGGGGUAUAUCCCCAUGGUGGGAUAUGUGACUAUUUUGCUCAGCGAGCACCCCUGGCUUAAGACAGCCCUCCUUGGAAUUAUGGGAUUGAUGGUCAUGUUACAAAGAGAGUAG